Molecule: messenger RNA, 5832 nt
Organism: Coccinella septempunctata (seven-spotted ladybird)
Lineage: Eukaryota; Metazoa; Arthropoda; Insecta; Coleoptera; Coccinellidae
Product: spatacsin
Exons: 10
Coding region: 307-5613 (1768 amino acids)
Biological process (GO): chemical synaptic transmission; axon extension; axo-dendritic transport
Cellular component (GO): cytoplasm; synapse; axon
Source: RefSeq, a predicted model, not a curated record
CUCUUUGACAUUCAUUCAAUUUCAUUCAAAAUAUUUUUGUUAUUGAAAUUUAAGAAUGAGAGGAUAGGAUUCCUAAAUGACCAGAAACCUCUAUUCAGGAACAAAGGCCCUCGUUAUCACUAUUUCAAACAAAGAAAAUAAAUUUACACAAACUAUGAUAACAAUGUAGAAACUAUUUAUAUGAAAAGAUAAUAGCACAAUGCAAUAAAGAGUAAAUUACUGGUUUAUCAGUUGCAAUAAUGUAAAAUAACAGUUCAAGGCAUCGUAUCAAAGCUGCAAAAGAAGGAAGCAAUAACUGAAAACACCAUGGAGAAAAAAUUGAAAAGAAUGCCAAGUUUCAAUAAGGAAACCAAUUCUAUAUGGGCUGCAUGGCUACGAAUGGGCAACCGAGAAGUAUCUAGAGAAGCUGUAGCCAAAGGAACUCAUGUUGACCUAGCAAUAAAAUUUUUAUCAACCAGAAAUGAAAUUUCACAAGUAGAUGCUGAGACCUGGUUCAAGAACGAGGUCUUAACGUGGGUUCAGGAAUUGCUCAGAAGAAAACAAAUCCAUAAAUCGAAACAUAUCUUGAUUAAUGCAGGAUUUGAACCAUUGAAAGAAUUGCAUAAUAUUUUCUUCCUCACAAACUCUGUGGAAUUGAGAAAAUAUGUAGGCGACCAUUUGAUUGAACAGAAGUGCAUGGAUGAAAGUACCAAGAAUCUCUGGACUUUUCUAGAAAUAAUUCUUGUUAAUCGAAAUAGUGUUUCUAGUUUUUCACUUUGUGAAUCUCUUGCUGAUCUUUACAAAAAAAGUCCAGAGUGGCAUUCAAAAGUAUCAUCCAUUCUGUUUCUUCUAGUUUAUGAUGAUCAUUUGACUCCAUUCAUCAAACCUUUGGACCUAUUCAAAUAUCUAAUUUCUACUAGCGAUGAACUAAUCAAAUGUUGGAUUGCUCUUAGUUUUGGAAGUCCUGAAUGUCUUGAAAUCAAUUGCAAUCCAAAUGUGAUGGGAUUUUUCUCAAAAAAUAGUAUAACUGAAGAAAUGCUUCAAGUUUUGAAUUGUGAGCAUUUAGGAUUAACGAAAAAUUUGAAAGAGGAAAUAUUUAACGAGCUUUGUAAAUACGGUGUUUUCAUGAAAGAUGAAAAAUCAAAUCUGACCAAGCUUCUAAAAAGGUUCCUGAAAUUUGAUAUCUCAUCAAUUUAUGAUGUGUUACAAAUGGAAAAAUCUUCAGUUAAUAUAAAAGAUUUCAUAAAAAUGCUCAAUGAUUUUUGUGUAGACCAUCGUAGUUUAACUGUUCUGGCUGAAUGUUCCAAUUACCUUCCGUUAGAAACGUAUAAAAAUUCAAUAUCAUCACAUAUAGAUUUAUUGAUUCAGUAUAAAUCUUUGAAGUGGGAUUGUGAAGAAAGUUUGAGAACCAAUAUAAUGGCUACUAUAGAUUAUAUAAGAAAAUGUGAUUAUAAAGAGUACUUCGAAAAGAACCCACUAGUUUUAUGUAGCUUGAUAAUGUUUACCUCUGAUAUCAAAUUCCUUGAAGCCUUUGAUAAAAAAGUAAUUGUACAUGGGGUGGAGAUUUCUAAAUACUAUGAUGCAAUUCUCUCCAAGUUUGGAAUAAUUAGGAAAUUGGUCAGUACGAAUGAAGAAAAUGAAGCUUAUUGCAAUAAAAACUAUUACACUUUGGUAGAAAAACAUUUGAACAUAAAUAUAAAGAAAUUGUUUGAAUUCAGAUAUACAACUUUAGAGUUACCUCAUUUCAACUGUGAUAGAUUAGUACAAAAAUAUGGUUAUAAGAAAGAGUUGGAUUACAUUUUUUACCUGAGAGAAUUAAGACCAAGUAUAGCGUCAAAGUUGGUUAUUUUGGAAGAUGAACAUGUUCAAGAUUCAGGCAGUAAAGACGAAAGGAGAGAGAAGAAAGUAAAAAAAGUGUUCAAAACUGCUUUAAAUUGUUUCGAGGACAAAGAGCUCUGUUGUGCUUGCAUCAGUUUCCUAGAAAUGGUUGAUGUUCCUUCAAAUAAGCUGCGAAUUUAUUUGAAUGUUAUCGAAAUUUUGAACAGAUCCGGAUAUGAUUCUCAGCAAUGUAAAGAACUAUUCGAAUGUGCUUUAGAAAAAAACGAUUUUGAGAGCAUCGAAGAACUGUUGGAAAUUACUGUGUUAUCUGGCAUAGAUUUCUAUUUUCAAUGUGGAAGAGAUUUCAUAACUGCCAGGGAAAAAUAUGAAAUUGCAAUAGAAUUCUGUAGAGUUAACAACUCUAAACUACCUGAAGGUUUUUUGAAAAAUUGCGCUAUGAACAACGACUGGUUAUCCUUCAUGAUCUUCGCUCAGAUUCAUUGCUACCCAGCUGAUCAAAUCAAAGAAGUAUGCCAAUGUUUCAAAAACCCCUUUUAUCUCGAACAUAUCUUACACUGCGUCAGUUAUGAUAUUCAAGUGGAAGAAGAAAAUGCAUUGAUGAAAGGGAGGGACUCUCGAAAAGCUUUUCUAUCCAGGAUUGGAGUGAGAUUGAGCAGCAGCGAUUCUUCAGGAUCUUAUGACUCAUAUUCACUCAGAACUCAAUCAGUAACUAGGAGCGAUUCUUUGGACGUUUUGGAGAUCGAUAUAUUGAAUACUAAGGCGACAUUGCUUCAGACUUUGAUUCGGUGCCAUAACAGUGUCGAUCCCCCAAAGGCUCUGCUGCAAGCUUGUCAUAUGUACAGGCAUCCUAUCCUUGCCAUACUUGCCACAUGCUACGAGCCUGACUCAUUGCACACAAAUUGGUUGACAUGGCUGGUGGUUUCCUGUGAUCUUCACAGGAUUUAUAAAAAUGUUGAACAAAUUGUCUUGUUAGCUGGGACAACCAUGGAAGUUUUGAAUAAAGCAAUGGUUAAUAGAUUCCCAGCAACCCUGUUACGAAGUUUUCAAAUAUUUUUUCCUGAUAAUGGUUUGAAACAUUUCCUCAAGUUCCUACAUCUUGGUAUCCAACACAUAUUCGACCUAGACUUGAUGUCUAAGGAAUUAGCAACCUUCAAGAGGUCCCUGAAAGCCUGCAGAAAAUCGAGCAUCUUAUCAGAGUUAGAUAGGGAUGUUACAUAUCUUAACAACCGAUUUUGGAUAGAAGAAGCGGCGCUAAUUCUUAUGGCCUCAGCGCUUGAAUAUAACUUCAAAUCGACGUAUGAUCAAAUUACUUUUCUGAAGGUGAUAAAACAACUUGAAGUUCAAGAAUUGUUCUGCAUCGAUGUGCCAUCUUUUUCGUCUGUCUUGGAUAUAUUGACUGCCUUGUAUGAGAACGGUACCAGAAUCCGUCUGGAUUUGAACAGAGCGCUGAGUGCGAUUCAUCACAGAGAAGCCAUCAUAGAAUGUCAGAAUGACCUCCUUCAAGAGAAUAAUUUCAGUACUGCUUUGAAAGUGGCUCAAAUCGGAAGCUUACCAAGCGAUUUGGUCAUUUUAAUGGAGUGGGAAAACGAAUUUGGAAAAAGGAAGGACAAAACAAACUUUUGGGACAAUUGCAAUGAAUCUUUCAAAUUCCAUGGUGUAACUGCCGAUAGGGUCGUUGAAUUUUACUCCAAUUCGUUGGAUAAGAUAAGUGACGAAUUAGAGAAGUUUGAGGUUUCCAAAUUGGCUUACCAGUGGGCGAGGAAUUUCCAGUUAUCUUACCAGUAUGAACUGGAAAAGGUUAUGAUCUUAAAUUAUUUAAAACUGGAUGAGAAGUAUAAAAACCCCGAUUUGUUAGAUAUACAAAGUGAAACUCAUCUAUAUAAGGAUAUUGUGAGUAAAUUGGAUCAAUUAUCUGAAAACGAGAACUCAACGUCUGAUGAUGCUGAGUAUAAAGUUAACGAUAUCAUUUCUCUAGCACUAGACAAAGGUAAUUUUUUUUUGGCUUUGAGACUAGAGCGAAUGUUCUCUUGUAAAAGCGUCGAUUUGGAAAUAUUGAAGUUAUGCAACAGUUUGGCAGAAGGUCUGGUGAUGCCUUAUCAACUCAGCAUGAAGGAGAAGAUGUUGCUGAACAAAAAUUCCAACUUCAAGAGUUACAGUAGAAGAACUAUGUUUUCGAGUAGACUUUCGGGUCUAAGUCUGAUUUCCCCUUAUCAAUAUCCCUCCUCAUCGACACUUAUUGCGGAUUCAACUCAAGAAGUAGGUGGUGAGGAAGUAUUGAGUUUACUCAAAACCUUGUCUGAAAAAUUGGCGAACGGAUCUGAAAUAAUUUCAAAUAUCAUUCAGACAUAUCGAGUGAGUCUAUUGACUCAGGUGCCUUAUCACGUUGUUCUUUCCAACCCUGAUCCGAAUUUCUUGAAAAACGCUCUCGAUAUAGAUUGUUUGUCGAAAUUGGAUCUAGUUCAUGAUUUUGUUUCUAUUCAUAAAUGGAGCAGGGAACAGAUAUCUGACUUGAUCUGCGAGCAGUUGAUAAACCACUUACAGAACCAUAUCCAAUCCAAAACUGAUGUUCCCAUGAUGUGGGACUUGAAUCUAAACACCCAUUUCCACUACAUAUUACGCCUUUUCCAACAAGACUGUUCAAUAUUGGGCAGAAAAAUAUUCAACUAUGCUCAAGUCCUAUUCAUAUCUCACAUGUCGUCUACUAAUGAAAUAAAAAUGAAUGAAUUAAAGUUCAUACUAGAGCUGAUGAUAAAAGCUAAUGACUGCUUCACAUCUGAUUGUAAUAUGCAGGGAAUAUCUAACGUUUUGACGCAAUGUCGGAAAAUUAUAAAUUAUUUGGUUUCUUUGAGGAGCUGGAAACUCAUUGUUAGAUUACUGACUGGAAUCGCUAGAUAUUCAGAAAUGAACUACGUCUUCCAAAUCCUGAAAGAUAAUGAUCAAUUCGAGUAUCUUCUUAUGAAAGGCUCGAAUAGGGAUAACUCUUUGAAAAUCGCCUUGUUAUCUUAUUUGAAGAAGAAUUGUCCUGCCGAGAAGGAUUUAUACAAAAUGGUCGCAUUGCACUUUGCAAUGUUCUCUGAAGUAGCUCUCUUGUGGGAAAAUGACGCAGUUGGAGUAAUCAAGAAUCUCAUCGAUAUUUCGAAAUUAGAGAUGCAGAACUACAAAAUUAAUCCAGACACUGAACCAUAUGUUUUAUUCACCAACACUGAAGGGACUAAGCUGUGCCUAUCCAAGGCUAUGGAAAAUUACACAUAUGCUACAGAGUUUCAUUUGCAAGGUGAAAAAUUGAUGAAAGCUAUGCAUACAGCCAAGCAAGCUGAACUUAUAGCCUUGCAGUUAUCUCUGUUCAGUGGUUUGUCUCCUUCUGAUACAGCAGUGUGCCUUUUAGAUUUAGAGGAAAGUCAAAUUGUCAAUUUGAUUUCAUCUCAAUUAGGUUUCGAACAGUCACUAAUUGUGGUGGAGGCCUAUGAUUACAAUCCAGACUGGGCAGCAGUUUUGCUGAAACAAUGUGUUCUGCAGAACAACACCAACUACCUGGAACAAUUUCUGAAUCAUCUUCCUUUGACUGAAGCCCUUAUAAGAGAUAUUUCAAAGCGUUUUAUCUCCAUGUACGCCGUAAUCACCCCAGAGGGCGUGAAAAAUAUGAAAGAAAUCCUAAAUAAACUGCCUUCCGUACAUGCCAAAUACCAAAUUGCUAGUGAAUUAAGUUUGAACGAUAUUGUGGAGGAUUUGUUGAAUACUGGACAGCUUUGUUAUUUGAAAGAUACAGUUUGGAAAAGGGGUUACCGAAAUUCAUAGCAGUAUUCUUGUAUUUUUCUAUGUUGUAGUAAUAUUGAUUUUAUUUUUUGUUAUUAUUAAUGAGAUUUAUUUACAGAUGACUGGUUUAUUUUUGUUAAUUUGACAUUUUAAAUUUUAGAACUGUUGUAAUAAUAAUGAUCAGUAAUAAUAAUUUAAUUGUAUAAUUGUAUAUUGUAUAUCUACAAAAAACGAAAAGUAAAAUAAAUUUUGCUACAUUGA